GAGCAGGCGUGUUUCUUCCACUCACAUAUCAACACCUCUCGCAUAUCACGUACAUAUGGGUUCCAUUCCAAAGGAGGUAGACACAGAGCUUCACCCUUUCGUCCGCAUCUACAAGGACGGCUCAGUUGAGCGACUCAUCGGCUCUCCUUAUGUGGCCCCAUCGCCUGACCAAGACCCAGAAACUGGAGUCUCAUCAAAAGAUAUCACCAUUUCACACGACCCCUCCAUCUCUGCUCGUCUCUACCUCCCUACACUCGACCAAACGGCCGCCCAAAACCAAAAGCUCCCCGUCUUGGUCUACUUCCACGGCGGAGGCUUCUGCAUAGAAUCUGCCUUCUCCUCCGACCACCAGCAGUUCCUCAACAGUCUGGUCGCUCAAGCUCAAGUGGUUGCUGUGUCGGUGGAGUAUAGGCUAGCUCCUGAGCACCGUCUCCCCAUCGCUUAUGAAGAUUGCUGGGCGGCCCUGCAAUGGGUUGUUUCCGCUUCGCACUCUAUCGACAACGGUACUGUCAAUGAAGAGCCGUGGCUGAUUAAUCACGGCGACUUUAAACGAGUCUUUAUUGGCGGUGACAGUGCCGGAGCCAACAUCGCGCAUAACAUUACCAUGCGAGCCGGCGAUGAGAGCUUGCAUGGAGGUGUUAAGAUUUUAGGAACUUUUCUUACCCACCCUUAUUUCUGGGGUUCAAAGCCAGUAGGGUCGGAGCCGAGUGCAGGACCUGAUGAGAAACCUUUGCCGCACGUGGUCUGGAACUUUACUUAUCCAGCGGCGCCUGGUGGUAUUGAUAAUCCAAUGAUCAAUCCCACCGGUCCAGGAGCGCCCAGCUUGGCCGGACUUGGGUGUUCUCGACUGCUCGUAGUCGUGGCGGAGAAGGAUGAGCUGAGGGAGAGAGGUGUUUUUUACUAUGAUCAAGUCAGAAAAAGCAACUGGGAAGGAGAAGUUGAAUUGGUUCAAGUGGACGGGGAGGAUCACGCUUUCCAUGUCUUGAAAUUUGGGAGUGAGAAUGCAAAGAAUUUGAUCAAACGCUUGGCUUCCUUCUUGAAGUAACUUUUUUUUUUCUUUUUUUUCUGAGGGGGAGGUAAAUGGUAAUUGUACUUUUGUUUUCUUAUUGUUCACGCCUUAGUUUGAUUUAUCAAUGUGUGGUUUAAAAAAUUACUUAUCUA
This is a messenger RNA of Alnus glutinosa, 1161 nucleotides long. Its product is annotated as 2-hydroxyisoflavanone dehydratase-like. The transcript has a single exon. The coding region runs from base 56 to 1045 and encodes 329 amino acids. Gene Ontology annotation, molecular function: hydrolase activity. Lineage: Eukaryota; Viridiplantae; Streptophyta; Magnoliopsida; Fagales; Betulaceae. The record is from RefSeq and is a predicted model, not a curated record.